GCUCGCACUUGAAAUCAUCCUGCCCGGCUUGGACGCAGGAGGGGAUCCGAGUAUAAAACGUCUAGAAUGGAAAGCUCCAGGCGUCAUUUGUGAUUACUAUCAUCGCCGUGCUGGGCAAAAUGCUGAAUUCUAGGAUAUCGCUCAUCCAGUUGGUACUGGUGUUGCUGACAGCGACAAAUUACCUCGGGUCAGCCUCACCCAGUUUGGCUCCAUCACCUGUUUACACAGCUUUGCCACCAAAGGAUUACUAUGCGGUUCCUAAGUACAAAUUCAGCUACGGCGUGACGGACCUUCACACCGGGGACAUCAAGCACCAGACGGAGACGCGCGACGGCGACUUGGUGCAGGGCGAGUACAGUUUGGUCGAGCCGGACGGUUCCGUCCGUACAGUCCACUACACGGCCGAUGACCUGAACGGUUUCAACGCCGUCGUCCACAAGACCGGCCCUGGCGUACACCCUGCUCCUGCUGUGCCUGCCAAGCCCGUCUUGGCGGCGCCGGCCCAGCCUGCCUACAUCCCCUUCAACCACAAGCCGUUGGCCCCCGCGACCCCCGUGGCCUUUGACACCGGCAGCUUCUUUUCGCACCACCCGCCCCAAGCGCUGCCCACGGCCAGACCGCCCACCCCCAUUUACCAGGCGGGAACGGCCCGUCCGGUGACCCCGGUGGAGACUUCAACCCCCUCCCUUCAGGAAACUCUGCUCGCCCUCUACCCUCAGCCCACCCCUCGGCCAGUCCAGCAGCCUCAACAGCCUCAACAGCCCAGUCGACCUGCGUACCGGCCCUACGGACUGCCGCCUCAGGUUUCGACGGGGCCCGUUCAGUUUCCACAAACGCCCGAUGAGCAACAGCAGCAAACGCCGCAGUUGCCACCCCUCAUCAGCAGACCGCAGCAGCAAAGUGCAGCUCCGUAUUAUUACAAGUAGAACACAAAUUGCAGUUUUUUAAACAAUAUUCCUUUGGCGGUUCCUCUUUACGAUUUUAUAUGUAUCUCGCGUCCUUUUCCACAACUUAAGUUUUCUCCUUUUAGAGGAAAACAAAUUCAUAAAUCAACCCCAUAGCAUCAUUCAUCCUUGUUUUAAAGUGUGGAACUGGUUGUUUGGAAAUUCCCCGGGAACCGCCAAUUUUUUACUUUCUUUACUUGUGUACAUUUUGUCUUAAAUUAGAAUUACCUUCACCAAAGACUUGUAAUGAUAAAGUUGAAAUUAAUCUUGGUUGGUUGGCGAGAGUUACAAAAAAAUGCAAUCAAAACUUGACUAGGCCAUAUUUCCUCAACUACCUAUAAUUGUAUUGCCUUGUAAAAUGUACAAUUUGUGUUCCUUGUAAUAAUCGCUUGGAAAUUAUCCCCUUCGGGGUGGUUUCAGUAUUAUUUCAGAAAAAUUUCAACACAGUAGUAAAUUUUGUGGUGCAAAUGACUGUGAUCAUGGCACCGUUCUGUUAGUCUGAUUGGCAGAGGGAAUUCGAGCACGCAGCACGUGUGAAUUGUGACCCACAAAUAUCAACUGCCUUGAACACGUUUAAUUAAAUUUUCACUUUUUAUAACCUUAAAAUUAAUUAAGGCAUAAGAUUUUUUCAUUAGUUUAUAUUUUGUCAUGUAUUGUUUUUAUAAAUAAAAUGAUUAAAAACUA
This is a messenger RNA of Neocloeon triangulifer, 1628 nucleotides long. RefSeq names its product cuticle protein-like. The transcript has 3 exons. Gene Ontology annotation, cellular component: extracellular matrix. The coding region runs from base 120 to 926 and encodes 268 amino acids. NCBI's taxonomy places the organism in Eukaryota, Metazoa, Arthropoda, Insecta, Ephemeroptera, Baetidae. The record is from RefSeq and is a predicted model, not a curated record.